CCCCCAUCCCAACUCAGCCGCUCUCGGCUCGAACCCUAGCACCCACUUCCCCCCAAUGGAGGACCACCAGACCCAGGAUCUCGUCAAGGAGCUCGUCCUCCGCCUCGUCUCCGGCGAAUCCGGCGCCGGGGGACGCGACGCCGGCGGCGCGCUGCGGUUCGCGCACCGGCUCCUCUCGAGCCGCCUCGCCCCGGCCGUCCUCCCCGACGAGCACGCGCUCGCCGAGUCCAUCAAGCGCCGCCUCGCCGCCUCCGGCCGCCCCGACGACGCGCUCGCCUUCGCCGACCUCCACUCCAAGCUCUCUGCCCGAUCCCGCCCCGCCUCGCUCUGGCCGCUCCUCUACCUGCUCGACUCGCUCUCCUCCCACCGCCGCGGGGCCGCCGCCUCCUCCUGCCUCCCCAACCUCCCCACCGCCGCGCCGCCCACCACCGCAGGCGGGAAGCCAGCCUCGCGGGUGCCCGGCACGCCGCUCGGGGGCGGCGUGCUGCUGGUCUCCAAAGAUCCGGACAACAUCCGCGAGAUCGCGCUGCGGGAGUACACCGAGCUGGUGCUCGACGAGACGGAGGUCUCCGAGGCCGCGCUGGUGCGCGACGUGCUCUACGCCUGCCAGGGCAUCGACGGCCGCUACGUUCGCUACGACAAGGCCAGCGACACCUACGACCUGCCUGACGCCGUCCGCGUGCCGCGCUCCACCCGCACCCUGGUGCGCAAGCUCUGCGAGGUCGGCUGGCUGUUCCGCAAGGUGCGAGGCUUCAUUUCCGACAAUGUAAGCCGCUUGCCCUCUGAUUCCGCCACGGAGGUCGGCACUGUCGCUCAGGCCUUCUGCUCAGCUCUACAGGAGGAACUGUCCGAUUACUACAAGCUACUUGCGGUUCUAGAGUCAUACUCCUUGAACCCGAUUCCAACACCUGGAUCUGAUUCUGGCGUCUCAGGCAACUACCUGUCACUGCGGCGUCUUGUUGUGUGGCUUGCCGAGCCUGCAGUCAGGAUGCGCUUGAUGGCUGUCUUGGUGGAUGGAUGCCGUGGUCUGAGAGGCGGCGGAAUGGCUGGCGCGAUCCAUGGGCACGCGCAGCAUGGGGAUCCCAUGGUUCAAGAUUUUAUGGGCCGCUUGCUGCGCCGAGUGUGCUCGCCACUGUUUGAGAUGGUCCGGAGCUGGGUGCUUGAAGGGGAGCUGGAGGAUGUAUUCGGCGAGUUCUUCAUCGUUGGCCAGCCGGUGAAGGCUGAGUCUCUGUGGCGGGAGGGCUACCUUAUUCAGUCUGACAUGCUACCGACUUUCAUUUCGCCGGUGCUUGCACAAAGGAUUCUCAGAACAGGGAAGUCAAUUAACUUCCUUAGAGUCUGCUGUGAUGAUAAUGGUUGGGCUGAGGCCGCCACUGAGGCUGCAGCCUAUGUUGGCACCACAACCAGUCGAGGCGGGCUUGGUUAUGGGCAGAUUGAUGCUUUGGAGGCACUGGUGGUUGAAGCAGCCAAGAGGAUUGACCAGCGUUUGAUGGAUGUGAUCCAUAAGAGAUAUCGGUUUAAGGACCAUUGUCUCGCUAUCAAGAGAUAUUUGCUUCUUGGGCAGGGUGAUUUUGUUCAGUAUCUGAUGGAUGUUGUUGGUCCUGAGUUGUCAGAACCUGCCAAUAGAAUUAGCUCCUUCCACCUCGCUGGCUUGCUGGAGACUGCAAUACGUGCAUCUGACGCGCAAUAUGAUGACCGUGACAUCUUGGACCGGAUAAAAGUGAAGAUGAUGGAUCAUGGAGAUGGUGAUCGCGGCUGGGAUGUCUUCUCCUUGGAGUAUGAUGCCAGGGUCCCUCUGGAUACGGUGUUCACUGCUUCAGUCAUGAAGAUGUACCUCAAGAUAUUCAACUUCCUAUGGAAGCUUAAGCGCGUUGACCAUUCCUUGACUGGAGUCUGGAAGACCAUGAAGCCUAAUUGCAUCGUCUCUUCUCCAUUUUACAAGGAAGGAACAAGCAUCAGGGCUCAGUUUGUUUCAGUUCUUCGGAAAUGCCAAGUUCUGUUUAAUGAAAUGAACCAUUUUGUGACCAACUUCCAGUACUACAUUAUGUUUGAGGUCCUGGAGAUUUCCUGGGCUCGUUUCUCAGAAGAAAUGGAUGCAGCAAAAGAUUUAGAUGAUCUUCUCAUGGGACAUGACAAGUACCUCACCUCAAUUGUGGAGAAGUCUCUCCUUGGUGAGCGAUCCCUGGGAAUUUUGAGAAAUCUUUUUGCACUGUUUGAUAUCAUAUUACAGUUCCGCAGCCACGCUGAUAGGUGGUUUGAGAGGAUAUAUGAGUUGCAACUAAGGGGAAAGGGUAAAUCAAAAACGAAAUCCAAGGAAACAGGUUCAUGGUUGGAUGGAGGCAGAAAAGCCAUGAUUCAACUUGCUGGGGAACUUUUUCGGAAAAUGGGAGAAGACUUGGAUAGCAUCGCAAAAGAUUAUACAGCUUCUCUUGAUUCAUUUAUCUCCCAGUUGCCCCUCCAGCAGCAUGUUGAUUUAAAAUUCCUUCUCUUCCGUUUAGACUUCACUGAGUACUACAGCCGUGUUUCGUCCAGCAAAUGAGUGUGUGUUCCUAAUGUGGAAGUAGGAGUUAGAUUUUCCUUUUGGUUGGGAUUUGUGAGGGCAUUCUUUUGUACACCUUAGCCCCAGUGUUUGAUGUUUUUUUAAUUGAAAGGCAUUGGCUCAUUCAUGUUUCGUGGGUUUCCUCUUGAAGAUGCUUUAUUCACCCAUGCCAUGAAGUUGAAGGCUGCAUUACAAGAAAUGUUAGUGUACAGAGUUGAUAUGUGAACAUCUGCAUUCUGCAAAUGUACAGUACCUGCUUCUUUACUUGCAGCAAGUAUCGAUGUGAUACAUAUCAAAUGCAGGAGACAAGCAGCCCAACAUAGUGUGGCAUCAAUGAACCUUUAUUGGUGUCUUUCUGUCGACUUCACUGCCAAAGGAGUUGUAGUUACUGUGGAUUAUUGAGUGUGGUACUGGCCUUUGUCGUACCUGUGUAUCCACCUAUUAUUUUAGGAUGUAGACAACUA
Lolium rigidum is the source of this 3003-nucleotide messenger RNA. RefSeq names its product gamma-tubulin complex component 3-like. The transcript has 4 exons. Gene Ontology annotation, biological process: meiotic cell cycle; mitotic cell cycle; cytoplasmic microtubule organization. Gene Ontology annotation, cellular component: gamma-tubulin small complex; equatorial microtubule organizing center; centrosome. Bases 56 to 2539 code for a protein of 827 amino acids. Lineage: Eukaryota; Viridiplantae; Streptophyta; Magnoliopsida; Poales; Poaceae. The record is from RefSeq and is a predicted model, not a curated record. Gene Ontology annotation, molecular function: gamma-tubulin binding; microtubule minus-end binding.